Salvelinus namaycush (lake trout) is the source of this 1161-nucleotide messenger RNA. Its product is annotated as 5-hydroxytryptamine receptor 1D-like. The record is from RefSeq and is a predicted model, not a curated record. Gene Ontology annotation, biological process: vasoconstriction; regulation of behavior; G protein-coupled receptor signaling pathway, coupled to cyclic nucleotide second messenger. Gene Ontology annotation, cellular component: plasma membrane; dendrite. Gene Ontology annotation, molecular function: neurotransmitter receptor activity; G protein-coupled serotonin receptor activity. Bases 1 to 1161 code for a protein of 386 amino acids. Lineage: Eukaryota; Metazoa; Chordata; Actinopteri; Salmoniformes; Salmonidae. The transcript has a single exon.
AUGGAUCAGGAUAAUAGCUCCGUUGAUUCAAUCUUCACCAAUGCCACAGAGAGCCCCAAACCUUCAGAGGCACACUGGGACGAGGCCAUUCUCCUAGGUCUGCAGAUCUUCCUGUCGGCCAUCCUGGCCAUCAUCACCCUGGCCACCGUACUGUCCAACGCCUUUGUUAUAGCCACCAUCUUCCUGACCCGGAAGCUACAUACGCCAGCCAAUUUUCUGAUCGGCUCGCUGGCCGUGACAGACCUGCUGGUGUCCAUCCUGGUCAUGCCUAUCAGCAUCGUGUACACAGUGAGUAAGACUUGGUCCCUGGGGCAGAUCGUCUGCGACAUCUGGCUGUCAUCAGACAUCACCUUUUGCACCGCCUCCAUCCUGCACCUGUGUGUCAUCGCGCUGGACCGCUACUGGGCCAUCACUGAUGCCCUGGAGUACUCCAAGCGCCGGACGAUGCGUCGAGCGGGCCUGAUGAUAGCGGUGGUGUGGGUGAUCUCCAUCUCUAUCUCCAUACCGCCGCUGUUCUGGAGGCAGGCCAAGGCCAACGAGGAAGUGAUGGAGUGCCUGGUAAACACGGACCAGAUCUCCUACACGCUCUACUCCACCUUUGGGGCCUUCUACGUGCCCACCGUGCUGCUGAUCAUCCUCUAUGGCCGGAUCUACGUGGCCGCCCGCUCGCGCAUCUUCAAGACUCCGGUGUCGUCCGGCAAGCGUUUCACCACAGCCCAUCUCAUCCAGACUUCAGCCGGCUCCUCCCUCUGCUCCAUCAACUCUUCCGCCUCCAACCAGGAGAGCCACCUGCAACCCGGAGGGGGAACCAGCGGAGGUGGAGGAGGAGGCAGAGGUGGGUCGCCUCUCUUCAAUAGCGUGAAGGUGAAGCUGGCAGACAGCGUGCUGGAGAGGAAGCGUCUGUGCGCCGCUCGGGAGAAGAAGGCCACCAAGACGCUGGGCAUCAUCCUGGGAGCCUUCAUCGUGUGCUGGCUGCCUUUCUUUGUGGGUACCCUGGUACUGGCCAUUUGCAAAGAAUGCUGGUUCCACCCAGUGCUCUUCGACGUGUUCACCUGGCUUGGCUACCUGAACUCGCUCAUCAAUCCCGUCAUCUACACCGCCUUCAAUGACGAGUUCAAACUGGCCUUCCACAAACUCAUCAAGUUCAAGAGAUGCUAUUGA